AUGGCGCACAAUCAGCCCGUAGCUCCUUCUAUUAUUGGGUCCAAAACUUGGCAUAUCUGCACACCUUCUGCAUCUUCUGAAAAUACCACAAAAAGCACUUUGAGUAGUGAAAUUCCGCAAUCUUCCAUCCCAUGGCCUGGGCGAACCUUCAUCAUUCGAUCUCGCAAGAACGGACAAGUUAUCACGUUCUUAGAUGGCGAGGUCGUGAUGGACAAACUAGGAGGGCUUGGUACAUUCAGGUGGCGAUGCGUCGAGGAGAAAGGUUGGAUAGGGUUUAAGGAUCCAGCUUCUGCGCAAUAUCUUGGUUAUCAUGAACAUGGACUUCUGUUUUGUAGAUCUCCUCAUCAUCGAAACAACGAAUACAUAUGUCCCCGAAUGCGCCCAGAAGGUGGAUGCGUUCUGCUAGUAAUUCACGAUGAGAAUCUUCGUCCCUUGGGUGUAUACGGAAAUGAAUCGGAGAAUGGGAUCAAGCAGAAGAUCAAGAUUAAUAUGGACUGGAGUUCUGAGGAGAUUGUGUGGGAUUUUAUUGAGGUACGAAGUCAGGAAUAA
This is a messenger RNA of Bipolaris victoriae FI3, 549 nucleotides long. RefSeq lists its product as hypothetical. The coding region runs from base 1 to 549 and encodes 182 amino acids. The transcript has a single exon. The record is from RefSeq and is a predicted model, not a curated record. NCBI's taxonomy places the organism in Eukaryota, Fungi, Ascomycota, Dothideomycetes, Pleosporales, Pleosporaceae.